AUGUCCUCAACGCCUGAACAAAAUUCGGACGAUGAUGGAGUCGAUGAAAGGCAUAAAUCAGUCAACACGGUCAUUCAGGAAGUGAGGAUCAUCAAGGACCAGCUACAAACCUCCACGAUCCCCGAUAGUAUCAAGAGAAUGAAGUCACAUGAAAUACUGCCUACGGAAUUACAACAUCCGCCGCUUGGGAAAGCGGACGAUGUCCGAGAAAAAUUCGUGCAAAGUGGUCAGAUGUUGAUAAUUUACAACAAAAAAGUGUAUAAGCUUAACAAAUGGAUAAAAUACCAUCCUGGUGGUGACCUUGCCAUACUGCAUAUGAUCGGGAAGGAUGCAACGGACGAAAUUAACGCUUUUCAUCCUGAAUAUGUUACCAAUAAAAAAAUCCACAGUUUUUAUGUCGGAGAGUAUACUGAAAACGACGCACAACAAUCACUACCAAUCGAAAACGGUUUGUCGUUUGCAGAGGAGCAAUCGAUAUCGGAAUCAUACAGGAAGUUGGAAUCAAAAAUUAAAGAACUCGGGUUAUAUGAUUGCAAUUAUUGGUAUUAUGCCCUCGAAGCAUCUAGAUAUGUUUUGUUGAUAACUUCUGCUUGGCUAUUAGUCAUCUACGGCACUCAAACAAUCCAUUAUUUUUUGAAACUGGGUCCGAUAGAAUCAUUCCCAAGAAAGAUGACACGCACCACGAUGGAUGUUGAUUGCCCCUGGUGGAUGGAUUGGUUCCAUGGAGGAUUACAAUAUCAAACAAUUCAUCAUCUAUUUCCAAGAGUGCCAAGGCACAACCUAAGAAAAUGCCAGCCAUUGAUUAAACAUUUCUGUAAAGAGGUUGGGAUAGAAUACCACUUAUACGGAUUUAUUAAGGGCAAUGAAAUGGUGUUGGGAGUACUCAGAGAUGUUUCAAAUCAACUCAACCUAUUGGGCAAAGUGGCUAAAUCUCAUGCUGACAGGCACCUAAUGGAAAUGUCGG
This is a messenger RNA of Acaulospora colombiana, 964 nucleotides long. The record is from the annotation of a GenBank genome assembly. Lineage: Eukaryota; Fungi; Glomeromycota; Glomeromycetes; Diversisporales; Acaulosporaceae.